UCCUCCAUUGGUUAGGUCCAAAUCCUCCUCCGCCAUUUCUGCUGAUCUGGGUGUGGUCAAAGAUUCAAUCUUUCUGCAUAAAACUCGAGAAAGAAAUGUGGGUUUCAAUCAUUUCUCGUCUUUGAUCAUGAACACAAACCAAAUCUUUGAAGCAAUUUGGACCUGAUAAAAAUUAGUAAUAAUUAGAGGGAAGAUUAGCUAGCAUACCUUGUUAUUGUUAAAAUUGACUGAGAAAACAAAGAAUGGUUGCUGAAGUGGUGGAGAGGUGCUUGGAUUCCAAGUUAUGGCAUGCCUGUGCUGGUGGGAUGGCCCAAAUCCCACCUGUAGGCUCUCAAGUCUUUUACUUUCCACAAGGUCAUGCUGAGCAUGCCAAUCAGUCUAUGGAUUUUGGGGGCUACCCUACAAUCCCAUCUCUAUUGCUGUGUAGUGUGUCUUCCAUAAGGUAUUUGGCUGAUUUGGAGAGUGAUGAGGUUUAUGCCAAGAUUGGAUUAGUCCCUUUGAAGGAGGAUGUUUGUGAUGAUGAUGAUGAUGAUGAGAGUAGGUUUCUGGCUUCUUUUGGUAACAAUGAGAAGAAACAAGAGAAGCCGACCAAUUCGUUCGCCAAGACAUUGACACAAUCUGAUGCAAACAAUGGUGGAGGUUUCUCUGUUCCCAGGUACUGUGCUGAAAUGAUUUUCCCCCGGUUGGAUUACACAGCUGAGCCACCCCUCCAGACUGUAGUGGCUAAAGAUGUCCAUGGAGUGAGUUGGAAGUUUAGGCAUAUUUAUAGGGGGACGCCGAGGCGUCACUUAUUGACAACCGGUUGGAGUAAUUUUGUGAACCAGAAGAAGCUCGUCGCCGGGGAUUCAAUCGUGUUCCUGAGAGCCGAAAAUGGGGAGCUCUUUGUUGGGAUCCGAAGGGCAAAGAGAGGGACGAGCCCAAAGAGUUCGGGGUGGAACACCCGGGGGUAUUUUGGUCAUUCGGGGAAUUGCGUCGAAGCAAGGACACUUGCAGGGCGCUCUCAGCCUUUUGAGGUGGUUUUUUAUCCACGAGCCUGCACACCAGAAUUCGUGGUCAAGGCUUCUGUUGUGAGGGAGGCAAUGAGAACCCGGUGGUGCCCUGGGAUGAGGUUCAAGAUGCCCUUUGAAACGGAGGACUCUUCCCGGAUAAGCUGGUUCAUGGGAACCGUGUCUUCGGUUCGGGUGGACGACCCAAUCCGCUGGCCCAAUUCUCCGUGGCGCCUCCUCCAGGUGACUUGGGAUGAACCAGACUUGCUUCAGAAUGUGAAGGGAGUCAGUCCAUGGCUGGUUGAGUUGGUUUCAAGCAUACCCUCCUCCCUCUCCGCCAUCCAUUUAUCUCCCCCAAGAAAGAAGCUUCGGCUUCCUCAACCUCUUGAGUUUCCCCUUCAUAGCAUCAUCAAUACCAAUCCCCUAAUGAUCCCUAGCAGCCCCAUGUCGUCUUGUGUAUCCGACAACCUUCCUGCAGGCAUACAGGGAGCCAGGCAAGUACAAUUUGGGCUCUUCCCGUUCGACAGCUGUGAAAAUCAUGGGAGUUUAUCUUGCCUGUUGACAGUGGGGAAAACCAGCCCGGAUUCGAAAAAGAAGCCACGGGAACUGAUGUUGUUUGGUAAAGCCAUUCUCAUUGAGGACAGAAAAGAUGAGAAAUUCGUGUUUGGUUUGGAUGAUGAGAAUGGUGAUCGCCGUUGUAAGGUGUUUGUGGAGUCCGAUGAUGUUGGAAGGGGGGUCAUUGACUUGUCGGCGACAUGUUUGGGAUCCGAAGACCGGAGGUGCAGAGCAAUGUGCUGUACCAGGAUAGUGCCCGUUCGGUCUGGCACAUCGGAGACGAACCCUUCAGUGGGUUCAUGAAGAAGGCAAGGCAAGAAGGCUUAUAGUAUUGUAUCAGAUUGAAGCAGUGACAAUAUGGGGAGGGGAUAGAACUUAUGAGACUCACUUGGCUGAUCUCAUUUGUGGGUUUCCCAAACAGAGCCGCCAUUGUUACUCUUAAGAUUACUUGUAUUAUAUUGUCACCUCAUUGUUCCUGAAAUAGUUAUUUAUAAAACACAUUAUUGUCGUGGUGACUAUAUUAAUUUUUGGAAAAUGAAUGUUUGUUGCCUCAUUACUUUUUGAUGAAAGAUUUUUAGUGGGUCUCUGUUGUUGUAAUGUUUCUUGGGCUAGGUUGAUUGAUCUGUUCUUGGGCUAGAAUGAAAGUAUAUUAUGGUU
This is a messenger RNA of Cuscuta campestris, 2198 nucleotides long. NCBI's taxonomy places the organism in Eukaryota, Viridiplantae, Streptophyta, Magnoliopsida, Solanales, Convolvulaceae. The record is from the annotation of a GenBank genome assembly.